GUCACAAAGUUCUUUGAGAUAAAACACUUUUGUAUUUAACGUUUAAAAAAUGUUACGAACUGGAAAACGGGCGAAAGAAAUACUUCUGAUAUUCGCGCUGUGUAUAGUAACCGUGGCAACGUACACGGAACAUCAAACGUUAAUUCUAUCUGGAGUUGAGAGAAUUCUUAUAAGACGUACUCCGGGAACGAUUUCUUUGUUGAAUGAGAAUUCUUUUCCCAUUCUGGCGGGAAGAAACAGUGAAAUUUUACGAUCACACGUUGCAGCAGUCGAAUAUGGAGCAGGGAGAAUAAUUGCACAUUCACAUACAAGCUCCCUCCUGGACGAAAACAUGCCUCCAGAAUACGACAACAUUCAACUACUCAUCAACAGCAUUGAUUGGUUAGGAAAGAAUCGAACCGGAAAAAUUGGAUUGUAUCCGGAUUGGAAACUCCAUGAAAACAUCCUGACUGAACUUGGUUAUGAAACACAAGUUCUGUCAGCGAAUGACUUCAAUAAUCCAACAUAUUUGGAACCGUUCUACGUUUUAAUUAUUUCAAUAAAUGCCAACGAAACGAACGUGAGGGAAUAUGUUCGAAACGGUGUUGGUGGACUUAUGAUUGCGGCAACACCUUGGAACCACGAUGUAAACGAUAUGGAAUCGUUUUGGGGAAAUAUCAUACUGCGAGAUACUGGCCUGUUCUACAUCGGCAAAUAUUAUUCCUUUGGAACAAUGGACUGUAAUGAUGAAGUCGAUGGAUGUUUCAACGCCUCUACAGAAUAUUUGAAAGACACACACUCUGCCCACGUUUGGAAUGAACUCAAGCAAUUAAAUUCAAAUCAAACACAUCUUCCACGCAAUCGAACCCAGCAAGUUAUGCAGAUACUUAGAGAUCGAUUGCGUUAUGCACCCAGUGACGAUGUAUUCAACAGAGAUAUUAAUGAGGAACUGAAGAAACUUCCAACGUUUGUGCCGACAGCUACAAAUCCAGUAACUGCUGAAAAGGCAAAGCAAUUUCUUGUCGUUCAUCGAUUUCUAUGCGAAUUUCUGAUUAACGAGGUUGGAUUAACGAGCAACAUUCCACCUCAUCCUUCAGCCAUGUCAUUUCCAGGUGAUGUUGUUACUUCUAACGGGGAACGCUUAUCUCAUCUGAUAGAAAUCGAUGCUAUGCUACCGUCUUGGACAGAGAACCUGAGUGUCAACGAAAUAAUCGCUUACAAAUCCCAUUAGAUGUCAUAGAAGUGAACACAAGAGGGACUGCUUGGUACAGUACAGGAUUAUACGCUCGACCAGGAGAUGAAAUUCACAUUGAAGUGUUAAAUGCAACCAAUUGGGAAUUUGAUCUGGAUGUUCAAAUUGGGGCACACAUUGACAAUCUGGAACAUUUAUCAAGUUGGAAAAGGUGUCCUAAGGUAGUAUUUCGAAACAAAAUCAUAAAUAACACAGCGAGUUUAGCUAACCCGUUCGGCGGACCUAUCUACAUUCUUCUUAACAACUACAACAACAAUGGAAUGCUACAACUAUCAAUAACCGGAGGAAUUCGAUCACCCACCUAUUUUAUGGGAAAAACACUUGUCAGCCAAUGGCGAAAUGAGAUCAGAAAUAGUACAGCUCCGUGGGGUGAGCUAAUCGGAGAAAAUUUGAUAAUUCUUACACAGAACCAAUACCUGUCCCAGAUGGACGACCCUGAAGCGAUAAUCGAUUUUUGGAAUCGCGUCCUAGAUGCCAUAUCCGAUCUGGGAGCUCUGCCUCGUGAAAGAGUGAAAUCCGAAAGAUUCGUGGCUGACGUACAAAUCUCGGGUGGAUCGAUGCACAGCGGAUAUCCAAUUAUGUACUUAUUAUCCGAACAAAACAAGCCUCUGCGCAUUUCUGAGUUUAGAGCCAACCCAUCAAGAUUGUGGGGACACUUACAUGAACUGGGUCACAACCAUCAGAAAUCCGAUUGGACAUUUUCAGGCACUGGUGAAGUUACUUGCAACUUAUUCGUCUUGUACGUCAUGCACAACAUUUUACUGGCUCCUACGAACCAAACACACCCUCGACUCAGCGAUGCUAUUGCAGCUCAAUCAGUGAGACAAUAUAUCAACGAUGGAAAGCGGUUCUCAGAUUGGAAGUCAACACCGUUUCUUGCACUGUUGACGUACAUUCAGCUGCAAGAGUACUUCGGAUGGUCGUCUUAUCAAAGAGUUUUUAGUAAUUACAACCAACUAACUGAAGGUGAACGACCCAAAAAUGACCAAGAAAAAAUCGAUUUGUGGAUGAUAAUGUUCUCGAGAGUCGUAGAAGAGAAUCUGACCCCGUUCUUUACUUCGUGGGGAUUUCCAAUUAGUCCAGGAGCGGAAUCCAAAGUAGAGGACCUUCCAAGCACCACUCUUCGUAUCAGGGAUCCGUAAUCAUUCGUUCAUAUAACUGCUUUUAGCAUAGGAGUUUCGAGUGUUUCACCAGAAGCUGUCCGUU
Messenger RNA from Bradysia coprophila, 2437 nucleotides. RefSeq names its product TRPM8 channel-associated factor 3-like. Lineage: Eukaryota; Metazoa; Arthropoda; Insecta; Diptera; Sciaridae. Gene Ontology annotation, biological process: positive regulation of protein targeting to membrane. The record is from RefSeq and is a predicted model, not a curated record. Gene Ontology annotation, molecular function: transmembrane transporter binding. Gene Ontology annotation, cellular component: plasma membrane.